AUGGACACCACUGCAGCACCUCGCCGUCAGGUGGGGAUAUUCUCAAUUCUGUCCGAGUCAGUGUAUGUGGGGAUGUGUAACAAGAUAGGGACCCCACAACAGGUGGCAGCCAGGAGAGAUAUAGUGGAUAUAUUGGAGCUGUUUGGAAAUCAACAUGCUGUGAGGGGAUUAAUGAGUAGCGGAAGUCGGAAAGAAGGAUUUAGAUUUAGUGAUUCAGACAUGGACACUAUGUUUUGGCAACAUAACCACCGAGUGAUCUGGGACUUCUCUCAGUCUGAGUAUUACAACAUACACAGACAGGUAAUGAUUCUCUGUGACAGUUCUGAGAGUCCAGCAGGAUUUACGUUACUUUGGUUACCAUUGGAAAGAGCUGAACAAGGAGUGUUAAUGUUAUCUAUUGUGGAAAUGAAUGGAGGACUUUAUAUAUCAAGUUCUAAAUACAGGGAGAACGCGUGUGCAUCAGUCUAUCUUGAUAGUAGAGUACAUGGGCCAUGUAGCACUAGCACAGAGAGAUUAGAAGGUUACUACACACUGGAUCACGAUAUUGCUCAUUGUUUUGUCAGUGAUUUUUGGCCUCCCUCUGCCUCCUCAUGGAUAGACAGAUGUCACUCAUGGCCCCCACCUCAUGUUGUCAAUGACAUCGUCAGAAAUGGAUGUCACUUUGUAGCAAUAGGUCACAAACUAGGAAACCAUGAAGACAACGAAUGGAGAAUUUCUUUCUCUCUGGCAGAACAUAAACUUGUGUACUCAAUGAAUCACACACAGUUCUUAACAUAUGGAUUGAUGAAAUUGUUCUUAAAGGAAAUAAUUAACAAUGGAUUAGGAGAGGAAGAUAAACUACUGUGUUCCUACCACAUGAAAACAGCUGUUUUCUGGGCCAUUCAACAAAACACACUACCUCACUGGUGUCCACAAAAUCUCCUGGUCGGUUUCUGGGUCUGCUUCAAACUUCUCCUUAAAUGGGUGUAUGAAGGAAUUAGUCCAAACUUUUUCAUUCCAGAAAACAACAUGUUUCUAAGCAAAAUUCAUGGCCAAGCACAAACAAGUUUAUUCAGGCGACUGUAUGGGUUGUAUGAGAAGGGUAUAACAUUGCUGCUACACAGUCCCUCCAUCAGGUCCUCUAUCAUUGAUGUCCUCUGUAAUCCCAGACUCACGGUGUGUACUGAUGAACACACUCUGAUCUCUGAGGCUGAAUUUGAUGUAAAAUUAUUUCUUGAGAUAUGUACUCAUGAUGCAUUAAUAAUUAACAGAUCAGACCUACAGCACUGUAAGAAGUACAUACAAACAAUAGAACAGUUGAUAGAGACACAACAGACAUCAGACCUACAGCGCUGUAUGAAGUACCUACACACAAUAGAACAGUUGAUAGGUUCUCCUCUGUCACAGUAUCAUGUUAUAAGUUUACAGAAACAUGCAGCCACCAUUCUUCAGAGCACUGCUUUUAUAUUACACAACAUGUGCACUAACACAGGUGUCAACAAACAGGUGUAUAUUGUAGACAAAAUGUACUGUCACAUGCUGGAAUUAGCAGCCAAGUUUGGGCUUGUUCCUGACAUGUUGUACAUUGCCAUGUAUUUUUACAAGACACUCAGAUACAGGGAAGCUUUAUCUGUUAUAGAGAUGACAAAGGUCAAGUUAGCACAGCCAUAUCUGAUGUAUAGGCGUGUAGACAGAGAGAGGUAUACUGAGGCUGUAGGGGGACAGUCCUGGUCUACAAAGAUGAGACAGGCUGUAGCAUGGGAAAUCAAACUUAUCAAUGAAAUAUCUUAUAUCAGUGAAUUAUUACCCGAACAACAGUCUAGUAGACAAAACAAAGAGCCUAGAUUACAUAUCCCACCCUUCGUACUGUUGCACAUGCUAGAGUUUUUAUGUUCCAGACAUAUUGACACAAUGAGAACACAAACAGCUCUAGAUGAUCUACAGGUCCUACUUCACUCUGAUCAAGGACUGUUCGUACCUUAUUACUACAGAGACAUCUCCUGGGAGAUCCUGGGGAUCUGUCAACAGAUGGCAGGAAACCUCCAGGCUGCCCUGUGCUCAUACCAACAGUCACUAGGACAAGUCUCAUUUAAUGAAAUACAAACUGCUACCACACAAAGAAUCCAUGAUUUACAUAUACCAACAUAAGAACUUUUGAAAUAUAGUGGUAUCUGGUGUAUUUGAGAAGCGUAGAC
This is a messenger RNA of Magallana angulata, 2174 nucleotides long. RefSeq lists its product as uncharacterized. Lineage: Eukaryota; Metazoa; Mollusca; Bivalvia; Ostreida; Ostreidae. Bases 1 to 2127 code for a protein of 708 amino acids. The record is from RefSeq and is a predicted model, not a curated record. The transcript has 2 exons.